Molecule: messenger RNA, 837 nt
Organism: Protopolystoma xenopodis
Lineage: Eukaryota; Metazoa; Platyhelminthes; Monogenea; Polystomatidea; Polystomatidae
Source: the annotation of a GenBank genome assembly
AUGAUACUUGCUGUUUGUUGUGGUGAGGAAAGCAGCAGUGUGCUGGUCUUUGACGUGGCCAACGGUCGCCAACUAUGUUCGCAAAAGGUACAUGAUGAGGACACCUACUCGGCAGCUGCCUUCUUCUCUGACAGUCGGAAGUUGGCCUUUGGUGGGAUGAAGGGUACCUUUUAUGUGAUGGACACUGAGGAUCAAGGUCGUAUUCUAACUAUAGUGGAGGGUUAUCGCGUACAAAGCAUGGCCGCUAUCAUUCAACCACCGCUUCCGGCUUUGGUAUCACCUCAAAAUGGCACUGACGGGUCUACCUUCAGACGUGUAUGCUCAUCGACGUUUGCGCGACAAGCGUCUGGCUCAAGUCCAGACUCAGGCAUGCCCUGCGACCCGAGUCCGCCUGGAGCACCUCAGAUUGGCUCAAUGAACGCUAUAACUCGUUCUCAUCAGACUUAUCAAAGUAAUCACCAGCACUGUCUCCAUCAGGGAUCUGGGGCUUUUCGUCGAGCUCAUCCACAGCCGGGCACACCGUAUGAGAAUGGCGAAUCAGAUUUAGCUGAUGAGAAUGAUGAUCACGGAGUAGCGGUUUCCGGCUUUAUGCCCUUUAUUUCUCCUGUUCCAAGUCCUGCUGACCAGCUGCUUGUUGCAGAUAGCCUGCACAGAGUUCGUCUCUUCGUUUUCGGCAGCACAAAUGCUUCAACCGGUGGCACUACUUCCAGUGGAGUAGCCGUCAAUACACCUGUUGGUAGCUCUAGCGGUGGCAGUGGGACAACUACGGAGACUACUGGCACAGGCAAGAUUAUUCUCUGUUCUAUUCUUCUAUCCGAUAAUGCCCCUCUUAGAUGA